AUGUCUGUGCGAUUUCUGUUCCUGAUCUUGUUGCCACAUGCAGUUACACUGGAACAAGACUUAUACUGCAUGCCUGAGGAUUACCCGAACGUGGCGAUUCCUUUUCGCUUGCUGUAUGAAGGUAAGUUUAAUUUUUUAGAAGUCCUUAUUCUUGCUUGAUUUUUUAAGGUUCCAUGUCAUCUUUGCCUGAUAAAUCUUCUUUUCAUUCCAGAUGUUUGCCCUUUAAUAAACGAUAUUCUGUUUGAAGCGACAUACGAUUUCCAGAAUCAUUGUGUCAUGAAGUGUUCGGAAGAUCCAUUCUGUGCUGGAUUCAAUUUUAAGAAAAAGCACGAGAAGAAGACUCCAAACUGCCAGUUAACACACACGCUGAAUCACAACUUUCAUGAUUGCAACGCUGAUGACAAAGGCUGGUUAUUUUAUCAUCCCGUUGCUCCAAGAAAGGUACGAAAUUGCAGUAAAAUGUUCUUAAUAAACUUUGCCUAAAAUAGAUUAUUAGUACCUAGCAAGCAAUGCCUAGCUAGCAAUACCCGCAGUCUUAAAUAGCUUAUUAUAUAAGCGGAAUUAACUUAUUUGUUCCCAAGAAGCAAGUGAACAGAAUGCAUGCAUGGGAAUUUUCAAUUUUGCAAUCUUCUAGUGUGAACACAAAACGUAAAGGCAAUGUUAUAUCCCACCGGGCAACAAGUGAAAAAUCCAUUCCCCGCCCGAACUGGGUACUGUACGUGACUGUAUAUAAAUCAACAACAUUUGUGCAUAACUCGCAAGUUUAGAAACUACUAUUUUCCAAGUUUGUGCAUGUUAAAAAUAAUAAAGAAUGUAUAAAAGAGAAGCCUAAAACAAACACAAUAUGUACAGGCUACAGGAUAUGCUGCCGAAACCGUUUAAGUAGGUAAUUUUGGUUUAAACUCGUUUGCAAUAUCAUAGAGUUUUUGUCAUGAUCAUGAAAUACGAUAAUUUAUUGUUGUAUAAAUGUUGUUAUUUUUUCUUUCGUCGUUAUAUAACAAAAUUUGCAGCGUGCGAGUGACGACGUAUAGGCGUGUUGAGGUGUUGUGUGCUUGAUAGCUAACUUAUGAUGUUAUUCUGAUAUUUGCAUGCAGGCUAAGUUUCUUUUAGUUUACAGUAAGCUGAGUCCUAACAUAUUGAUCGGUUCGCAGGUUCCAUGCCAUAAAAUGAAGAAUUGUAAAAAUGGAGGAAAGACGAUCGUUUAUCUCAAAGAUUCACCUGGUUCUGAUCCUUACAGGUGUAAGUGUCCAAAGGGAUUCAUUGGAGAUCUCUGCCAAAUUGGUGAGUUGUUAAAGAAAAAUUUUAAGAUUGCUGCACAAGAUAAAG
Molecule: messenger RNA, 1326 nt
Organism: Paramuricea clavata
Lineage: Eukaryota; Metazoa; Cnidaria; Anthozoa; Malacalcyonacea; Plexauridae
Source: the annotation of a GenBank genome assembly